AUGGCGCCUUCCUUGUCGCCCUGGGUUACUAUGCGGCCCCUGGUGCAGACCUGGGUGCGGGGCAGAUGCACCUUAUGGGGGGCUCGGGCAGCCUCUGCAGCCGCUGUUGGCUCUGCCCCUGCGACUGUCCCCGGGAGGCCCCCUCGGAAAGCUUAUACAGUUCAGAGCACAGAAAGUGUGUCUGCAAACAGCUUAACAGAUGGUUUUUCAAAAGCUUUGGCUGGUUGCAAUGGACCAUUGGAGCACUAUGAUUUCUUAAUCAAGGCUAAUGAGCUAAAAGAGGAUGAACACCAGAGAAGAGUUAUCCAGAGUCUGCAGAAGUUACACGAGAGCCUUAAAGGAUACCAUAUUGGAUCUAAAGGCCUUUUUUCAAAGCUUUUUACAAAGAGAAAACCUCCAAAAGGCCUCUAUGUCUAUGGAGAUGUAGGUACAGGAAAGACAAUGGUGAUGGACAUGUUUUAUGCUUACACAGAAGUGGAGAGGAAAAAGAGAGUCCAUUUUCAUGGCUUCAUGCUAGAUGUACACAAAAGAAUACAUCGCCUUAAACAGAGUUUGCCAAAACGGAAACCAGGAUUAAUGGCCAAAUCAUACGAUCCAAUAGCUCCUAUAGCUGAAGAAAUUAGUGAAGAUGCAUGUCUCUUAUGUUUUGAUGAAUUUCAGGUCACUGACAUUGCUGAUGCCAUGAUUCUGAAGCAGCUUUUUGAAAAUCUGUUCAAAAAUGGGGUCGUCGUUGUGGCAACAUCCAACAGGCCACCUGAAGACCUCUAUAAAAAUGGACUCCAGCGGGCUAACUUUGUGCCAUUCAUUGCUGUCCUAAAGAAAUAUUGCAACACAAUUCAAUUGGAUUCUGGAACAGACUAUCGGAAAAGGGCACUUCCUGCCGCUGGAAAACUCUACUACCUCACAAGUGAAGCUGAUGUGGAGGCUGUCAUGGAUAAGUUGUUUGAUGAGCUGGCUCAAAAACAAAAUGAUUUAACUAGACCAAGGAUUCUGAAAGUGCAAGGCAGAGAGCUGAGGCUGAAUAAAGCUUGUGGAACCAUUGCCGACUGCACAUUUGAAGAGCUGUGUGACAAACCUCUUGGAGCCAGUGACUAUUUGGAACUAUCAAAGAAUUACGAUACAGUUCUUUUACGAAACAUACCUCAAUUUACACUGGCUAACCGGUCCCAAGCACGACGAUUCAUAACUCUUAUUGACAACUUUUACGAAUUUAAGGUACGCAUCAUUUGUUCCGCAUCCAGUCCUCUGUCAAGCCUGUUUUUGCAUCAACAUCAUGACAGUGAGUCGGAGCAGAGCAGGAUCCUGAUGGAUGAUUUGGGGCUGAGCCAGGGUUCAGCUGAAUCACUUUCUAUGUUUACGGGAGAAGAGGAAAUCUUUGCAUUUCAGCGAACAAUCUCCCGACUCACAGAAAUGCAAACCGAACAAUAUUGGAAUGAUGGUGACAGAAGCAAGAAGUGAUUCUCACUUACAGAUGAUUAAAGCUCAGGACAAAUGUGGAUGCAUUGGAGGGAAAGCUUUAUUGUGGAAAUUAAACUAAUUAUUUUUCCACUGGUGUAUAGAUUUAUUAUGCACUUUAUCCUUUGGACCAUAGAUUCUAUAUCUCAAGUUCCUUUCAAAGAAUGCAUGGAUUAAUAAGUUAAAAUUUUUACAGCUUCAUAUUUUUAAUAUUUAUUUUGACCUUUAUUCCAUCAAAAAAAUUAAAAUCCAUGUGUUUGAAGAUUAUUAGUAACAGACUUUUUAGCUAUAUGUAAAGCCACACCACGUGAAAAGGGAAUUGGCUCCUGUUCCAUGCUGAAACUAUAUAAGAAUAUGUCUUUAAUGAAAGAAAAAACCACUUACAAAAGUAGAAGGCUUUGUACCAAAAUCUAUCAAUUAGGGGCAAUAAAAUUCUGAGUUUAUGUAUGCGUAUUACGACACUUGAAUUGUAAUAAACCUGUAAUUACCUUCUAA
Messenger RNA from Gracilinanus agilis (Agile Gracile Mouse Opossum), 1950 nucleotides. RefSeq names its product AFG1 like ATPase (gene AFG1L). Gene Ontology annotation, cellular component: mitochondrion; cytoplasm. Gene Ontology annotation, molecular function: ATP binding; ATP hydrolysis activity. The record is from RefSeq and is a predicted model, not a curated record. NCBI's taxonomy places the organism in Eukaryota, Metazoa, Chordata, Mammalia, Didelphimorphia, Didelphidae. Bases 1 to 1458 code for a protein of 485 amino acids. The transcript is spliced from 13 exons.